This is a messenger RNA of Mercurialis annua (annual mercury), 871 nucleotides long. Its product is annotated as agamous-like MADS-box protein MADS3. The transcript has 8 exons. The record is from RefSeq and is a predicted model, not a curated record. NCBI's taxonomy places the organism in Eukaryota, Viridiplantae, Streptophyta, Magnoliopsida, Malpighiales, Euphorbiaceae. The coding region runs from base 50 to 778 and encodes 242 amino acids. Gene Ontology annotation, cellular component: nucleus. Gene Ontology annotation, molecular function: protein dimerization activity; DNA-binding transcription factor activity, RNA polymerase II-specific; RNA polymerase II cis-regulatory region sequence-specific DNA binding. Gene Ontology annotation, biological process: positive regulation of transcription by RNA polymerase II.
AGCAUAAUUUUGUUUAUUCCUAGCUAGGUUUUCUUGUAAAAGCAAAAAAAUGGGAAGAGGAAAGGUUGUUUUGGAGAGAAUAGAAAACAAGAUCAAUCGUCAAGUAACAUUUUCUAAAAGAAGAAAUGGUCUUCUUAAAAAAGCUUUCGAACUCUCUCUUCUUUGUGAUGCUGAAGUUGCUCUCAUCAUCUUCUCUAGCCGCGGCAAGCUUUCUGAAUUUGGCAGCGAUGACAGUGUGGCCAAAACCCUCGAGAGGUACAGGCAGUAUUGCUAUUCUUCAAAAAACGUGAAUAAUAAUGUCGAGGAUGAAACACAGAAUCUGCUCCAAGAAAUUACAAGGUUGAAGACAGAAUCUGAGUCUCUUCAACGUUCUCAAAGGCAUUUUCUUGGAGAAGAACUUGGACCGCUUAGUGUAAAAGAGUUGCAAAAGAUUGAAAAAAAGUUGGAUAAGACUCUCUCACAGGCCCGUGAAAGGAAGACACAAAUGCUAUUGGAAAAACUAGAAGAAUUACGUCAACAGGAGAAUGAUCUUGACGAGGAAAAUAAACAGCUCAAGAAUAAGCUGGAAGAAGAAAAAUGUUUAGAAGCUACUCCUGUUGCAGGAGAGCCAAGCAAGGCAGCAGCAAACAAAUACACCAGGGUGCAUCCUUCAGAACCUACUCAUUUUGGACAGCAGCCCAAUCUGCAGAUGGGGUACCAUCCAUUCAUUCCAGCAGGGAAUAUAGCUGGUGGGAGUGAAGCUGCUCCGGAAUGGCUUGGUUGGACUUCCUAUUCUUAAACAGUAACUAUAUAUUGGCAAAAGGGUUUCAUAUAUCCUUAACUUUAAUCUUUUAACAGAUAAAUAAAAAAGUUAGACAUUUCAAUCCGUCAA